Messenger RNA from Pangasianodon hypophthalmus (striped catfish), 4888 nucleotides. RefSeq names its product siah E3 ubiquitin protein ligase 1 (gene siah1). Gene Ontology annotation, molecular function: zinc ion binding; ubiquitin conjugating enzyme binding; ubiquitin protein ligase activity. The record is from RefSeq and is a predicted model, not a curated record. NCBI's taxonomy places the organism in Eukaryota, Metazoa, Chordata, Actinopteri, Siluriformes, Pangasiidae. Gene Ontology annotation, cellular component: cytoplasm. The transcript has 3 exons. Gene Ontology annotation, biological process: multicellular organism development; proteasome-mediated ubiquitin-dependent protein catabolic process. Bases 2609 to 3601 code for a protein of 330 amino acids.
GUACACCUAAAUAAACAACAAUUAAAUAAAUACCACCCAAGUAAACAAUCUUCUUUAUUUCCAGCUGUUUGAAAUUAACUAUCUGAUGGCAUUACCUAAUGAAAGGUUAUUAAACUGUCAUGUGCCCUGGUGGUAGUUAAAAAUGAUAGUAUGCAGCAUGCCGACAGAACGGAUCUGUCCAUCAGUUUCAAGCAACAAAACAAUAUGUAGGUCUUAACUGAAAGAAAGAAAAGCAAAAUAUGUAUUGUGGAUUUAAACUCCAGUCCCUCAAUGAACUUGGAGAUCAUAGUCCACUUGAUUGUUACCCUUACAACUAGUUUGUAGCAUCCUUAAAGAAUUUUUAUCUGUGCUCAAUUUCCCAUUUUUUGAAUGAAUCUGUCAGAUGAUUACAGUGGCUUUUAAACUGUACAGAAGAAAUCAGAUUUCAUCCAGUCCAUAACUAAAUGUGUAUAUAUAGACCAGUUUACAAAUAUCCAACUGAUAACAUAACCAAGCUCAUGCCUGGAGAUUAUUUAUUUUGUUUGAGGUUAGUAUUUUUAUGAGUUUUUACAGGUGUACCAUCAUAAACGUUUUAACAAGCCCUGUAUAAUUAUUUCAAACACAGGGCAAACCAUUACCUUACUCCCGAGUACAUGCCACCAUAGCAGCUGUAACCAUUCAGUCCUACAAUGAGAGAGGUUUGCAUGACUCGCACUUUUGCAUUUGCCCUUUUGUAAAGGUGAAACUUGAAACAGAAACUGUGAUCAGGUGGUCAGUGGCUUUUUAAGAGGGUGCUACGAGUUCUCAGGUUUGUAGUAAGCCUGAGUCAUUGAUGUUGCUGAAGUGUCAUUGUUCUCACCAUUCUUGGUAAGUGGGUAUUUUCGAAAGGUGAGAGAUUCUGGCUUUAAACACCUAAGCAUUCAUAUGGGCUCUUUUUACCACGCUUUUUGUUCCCUGAAAAUUUGGCAGAGUUUUUUUGAUACCAGUGUGUGAAUUUGCUUCUGAGAUUUGAUUCAGGAUUUGAUUCAGUAAAAUGCAAACAAACUUUGCCAGAAAAAAUGCAAAGCUUAGAGUUUUUCCAGGGUGUUUUGACAGCAUCGUUCAGUGCAAAAGUCGUGAGCCCAGGUAUCUUGGGGCCAGUGGUGGCUCUGGGUUACUGAUUAGAAGUUUAGGGGUUCAAGCCCCAGCACUGCCAAGCUGCCACUCUUGGGCCCUUGAGCAAGGCCCUUAACGCUGUCUGCUCCAGGGGCGCUGUGUCAUGGCUGACACUGCGCUCUGACCCCAGCUUCCUAACAAGCUGGGAUAUGCAGAGAAAAAAAAUUCACUGUGCUGUAAUGUAUAUGUGACAAAUAAAGGCUACUUCUUCUUGUAGCAUUUGCUGUUUUUACCACGCUGUAGUCAUUAGUGGCAUUAACUUGAGCUCCUCAAGCAGAAAGGUCAAGUCUUGGCAGACUUGUGAGUGUGUCUGUUUAUACUGAGUGCUAUUGGAGUAUUUUGGAUGUUGAGAUACUUGGACAGUGUGAUUAUUGACGAUGGUGUAGUAGUGGAAAAGCAUUGUCAGUGUGUGAUGAGGCUCUGUACCAUAGCUUCUUCAGCCUUGAAAUUAUUUUUAAAUUUGACUUCACCAAAGACUGGUGGAUUUAUUUUUAAGAGUACUUGAUGGUAAAGUGACCUGUCUGAGAUUUUUUUUUUGUUGUUUUUAAUUAAAUGCUUUCUUAUAAUAAGUAGAUUACAGUUACUUUCUAGCUGUUUUCCUGCUGUGCCCUCUUCUGUGGGUUUCGGUGUAGUGCUGCUAUAUUUGAGUCUCUCUUUGUCUGAGGCACAUGGUUAAAGGAGGAGGUGGAGCUGUGUAAUCUGACACGAGCCAGGCCCAAAGUACAGCUCAGACACAGCGAGAGAGAGUGAGACGGGGAGUGAGGGGGGGCAUUCCAGCUCCGGCUUGUCAUUCGACUCCUCAGCCUACAGACUGCAUUGGCGAAAGUACAUGCAAACUGGACUCUGUUCUUUCUCUCUGUAGUGCUUUGCUGCGAUUUUACCCCUGCCCCACCGGGAAUACUCUCUUCUUCCUGUCUCUCAUUUGGAGUUCAUGCAGGAUACUUGGGCCUGCCUGGGAGUGGCCCCUCAGUCUGCCGCUGGAAUGUGCCUUUAGAUGAGUGGGGAAGCUCGCUUUGCUGCUGUUGGUUUUCCUGUCUUCCUCGGCUCUCCCUCUUGCUCCCACUCUCCUUGGGCUCCUUCUUAAGCUUCCUGCAAGGCACUCUGAGCUCAGUAUACAUUUUUGGAUUGCUCCUAGAUUCCUUCUUUUUGGGUUCUCCACUGCUCAUUGUGCUUUUCCUGGGCUACGCUUUAAAGGUGAUUUUUGCCUUUAAGCCACACAUCUACUUUGUAGCAGUCAAUGAACAAUCAUUUGGAUAACUCGAAGGGUUUUGCAUGUGUGUGGGUAAGUGGCCAGGCCUCACCCUCAAGUGUCCCGAGAGUAUCUGGCAGUGGACCUGAGAGAGCUAGUGGAGCAGUAUUUUUAUCUGAGCCAGCACUGAGUGAGCAUAUCGGAUAUUGGACUGGUUGGCGGCCCUCUGUUAUGGGCUGUUUUGUUUCUAUGGAAAGAGCGCAAUGAAGAGUCGCUGUGAUCCCCAUGUCUCCCACCGCUAGGCUACAGCCUGUCUACUCAUGGAAGGGGGUGUUCAAGCUCUUCACAUGCGUAGCUGCCCGAACGGCCAGCAAGCCUAAAGAGGUCCACACAUUUCAAGAGAAGAAAAUAGCCUUACUGGGGAAUCAUAUGGACGAAGAAAUGAGUCGCCAGACUGCCACCGCGCUGCCCACAGGAACCUCAAAGUGCGCCCCCUCCCAGCGUGUGAACACCACAGCCUCUAACAGCGACCUAGCCAGCCUGUUUGAGUGCCCGGUGUGUUUUGACUAUGUGCUGCCUCCAAUCCUGCAAUGCCAGAGCGGCCACCUGGUGUGCAGCAACUGCCGGCCCAAGCUGACGUGCUGUCCGACAUGCCGCGGCCCAUUGGGCUCCAUCCGUAACCUGGCCAUGGAAAAGGUGGCCAACUCCGUGCUGUUCCCCUGCAAGUACGCCUCGUCGGGCUGCGAAGUGACGCUGCCACACACAGACAAGGCCGAGCACGAGGAGCUGUGUGAGUUCCGGCCAUACUCGUGCCCAUGUCCGGGUGCUUCGUGCAAGUGGCAGGGCUCGCUGGACGCCGUCAUGCCACACCUGCUGCACCAGCACAAGUCCAUCACCACACUGCAGGGCGAGGACAUCGUCUUCCUGGCCACGGACAUCAACCUACCCGGUGCCGUCGACUGGGUCAUGAUGCAGUCCUGCUUUGGUUUCCACUUCAUGCUGGUACUGGAGAAGCAGGAGAAGUAUGAUGGGCACCAGCAGUUCUUUGCCAUCGUGCAGCUGAUCGGCACGCGCAAGCAGGCAGAGAACUUCGCCUACCGGCUGGAGCUGAACGGCCACCGGCGGCGCCUCACCUGGGAAGCCACGCCGAGAUCCAUCCAUGAGGGCAUUGCCACAGCCAUCAUGAAUAGUGACUGUCUAGUGUUCGACACCUCGAUCGCCCAGCUGUUUGCCGAAAAUGGCAACCUGGGCAUCAACGUCACCAUAUCCAUGUGCUGAGGACUGUCAGAUACACACACGCACAUACACACAUACACAUAGGCAUACACUUAAACAUUUCACAUUCAUUGGGCGGGGGGAUGGGGUAUCUAACCUAGGGAGCUUCACGCUGUUGUACGUUCCAAGUACUCAACAGAACUGACCUUUACCAACGCUUGGCACGUCCAGCAACCGGACAUUUUCCCAGGUUCUCAAUUUUAUGCUACAAUAUUAUAAUAAGUUAAAUAAUUAAACUAAUGUAUUCUACAUUUUUGAGAGCAAAUGCCCGCAAAGAUGAGCCUUGUGAAGUGGACUUUCUCGCACACGGCUUGUUUGUGAAGAUGGGUGAAGGAAAGGCACAGUAGAAUUGAGGGUUGGGGUGAACUCUAAAAGAUAAACUAGAAUUGUCCUGAUAUAUUGUUUCCUUUUUCUUUCCCCGACAGAUUGCAUUGUUAGUUCAAAUGAAACACUAACAUUUUUAAGUUGAAUUUCCGCAGUUUUAGGUUUUAAUCAAGCAUUGUUUGGUCUUGUCUGAUCCCCUCUCCCCUAAAAAAGAUGCUGCAGAUAUUUGCAUGACCACUGGCUGAGGCUUGGUGUGUCCAGAUUUCAUCUGAAAAUUUUAGUAGUUUCUGCCUGAAUCAUUGUAGAGUUUCUCCUGGGGGUUUCCUCAUGAGGAGGGUGAGGGGGGGGGUUAUGAGAAGUUUCUGUAUGGACUUGAUGUGACCACGUCAGGUUUGACGUCCUCAAAGCCACUUUUCCCUCUUAAAUGUUUAGCUUCUCCCUACGAUAGCCUACUUUUUCUGACCAGGUGCUAUUUUCAGCAGUCUUGCGCCUGUGAAUGUUAAGUCAUUUGAAUGGAUCGUGCUUUAGUUUGACAGGUAAACACACGCUCGUCUCGGUCAUGUGGAAAUGGUGAUCUCUUCAUGCUGGAGACGAGGCUCUCCUGAAUAUCAGACUAGAAGUGAGCGCAAUUUCUACCGUUAUUAUUGAGAUUAUUGUUAUUUUGUAAUGACUUAAGAAAAAGGAAUGAACAGGCUGUUGUAACAUUGUGGCUAAUCUUCAGUGUUUGUAUAUAGUGUUGUUCUUCAGAAGACCUCAUGUCUUUUGUUCUCUUUUUGUAAGUACAGAUUUUUUGUUUUGUAUGUGUGUCUGUUUUGUUUUUGUGAGGAGUGGGUGAAGAAAACGCCAAAACAUCUCUGUGGAAACAUUGUACUGUUGCUGGUCCUGGUCUGUUUUUAUUUUUGUUUUAAUGUUUGUUUUUGUUUGUUUUGGUCUAUUUUGCCAUUAAAUAAAUCUAUCUUUUUCAUA